This is a messenger RNA of Cebus imitator (Panamanian white-faced capuchin), 1969 nucleotides long. It is a transcript of the gene LMNB2, whose product is annotated as lamin B2. Lineage: Eukaryota; Metazoa; Chordata; Mammalia; Primates; Cebidae. The transcript has 12 exons. The coding region runs from base 20 to 1897 and encodes 625 amino acids. The record is from RefSeq and is a predicted model, not a curated record.
AGCCGGCGGCGCGGAUUGAAUGAGCCCGCCGAGCCCCGGCCGCCGUCGGGAGCAGCGCAGGCCGCGAGCCGCCGCCACCAUGGCCACGCCGCUGACCGGCCGCGCGGGCGGGCCCGCCACGCCGCUGUCGCCCACGCGCUUGUCGCGGCUGCAGGAGAAGGAGGAGCUGCGCGAGCUCAACGACCGCCUGGCGCACUACAUCGACCGCGUCCGCGCGCUAGAGCUGGAGAACGAUCGGCUCCUGCUCAAGAUCUCAGAGAAGGAGGAGGUGACCACGCGCGAGGUGAGUGGCAUCAAGGCACUGUACGAGUCGGAGCUGGCCGACGCCCGGAGAGUCCUGGAUGAGACCGCUCGAGAGCGCGCCCGGCUGCAGAUAGAGAUGGGGAAGCUGAGGGCAGAGCUGGACGAGGUCAACAAGAGCGCCAAGAAGAGGGAGGGUGAGCUCACGGUGGCCCAGGGCCGAGUGAAGGACCUGGAGUCCCUGUUCCACCGGAGCGAGGCGGAGCUAGCAGCCGCCCUUGGUGACAAGCGUGGCCUGGAGAGUGACGUGGCUGAGCUGCGGGCCCAGCUGGCCAAGGCCGAGGACGGUCAUGCAGUGGCCAAAAAGCAGCUGGAGAAGGAGACGCUGAUGCGCGUGGACCUGGAGAACCGCUGCCAGAGCCUGCAGGAGGAGCUGGACUUCCGGAAGAGCGUGUUCGAGGAGGAGGUUCGCGAGACGCGGCGGCGGCACGAGCGGCGCCUGGUGGAGGUGGACAGCAGCCGGCAGCAGGAGUACGACUUCAAGAUGGCGCAGGCACUGGAGGAGCUGCGGAGCCAGCACGACGAGCAAGUGCGGCUCUACAAGCUGGAGCUGGAGCAGACCUACCAGGCCAAGCUGGACAGCGCCAAGCUGAGCUCCGACCAGAACGACAAGGCGGCCAGCGCGGCCCGCGAGGAGCUGAAGGAGGCCCGCAUGCGCCUGGAGUCCCUCAGCUUCCAGCUCUCCGGGCUUCAGAAGCAGGCCAGCGCGGCUGAGGAUCGCAUCCGAGAGCUGGAGGAGGCCAUGGCCGGGGAGCGAGACAAGUUCCGGAAGAUGCUGGACGCCAAGGAGCAGGAGAUGACGGAGAUGCGGGACGUGAUGCAGCAGCAGCUGGCCGAGUACCAGGAGCUGCUGGACGUCAAGCUGGCCCUGGACAUGGAGAUCAGCGCCUACCGCAAGCUGCUGGAGGGCGAGGAGGAGAGGCUGAAGCUGUCCCCCAGCCCAUCCUCGCGUGUCACCGUGUCUCGAGCCGCCUUGAGCAGCAGCAGCAGCGGCAGCAGCACACCGGCCACCGGGCGCCUGGGCCGCAGUAAGCGGAAGCGGCUGGAGGUGGAGGAACCCUUGGGCAGCGGCCCCGGCGUCCUAGGCACGGGCGUGGGCACGGGUGGCAGUGGCAGCUUCCACCUGGCCCAGCAGGCCACGGCCUCGGGCAGCGUCAGCAUAGAGGAGAUCGACCUGGAGGGGAAGUUCGUGCAGCUGAAGAACAACUCGGACAAGGAUCAGUCUCUGGGGAACUGGAGGAUCAAGAGGCAGAUCUUGGAGGGGGAGGAGAUCGCCUACAAGUUCACGCCCAAAUAUGUUCUGCGCGCCGGCCAGAUGGUCACGGUGUGGGCAGCUGGGGCGGGGGUGGCCCACAGCCCCCCCUCAACGCUGGUGUGGAAGGGCCAGAGCAGCUGGGGCACGGGCGAGAGCUUCCGCACCGUCCUGGUCAAUGCGGAUGGCGAGGAGGUGGCCAUCAGGACCGUGAAGCAGUCCUCAGUGCUGCGGGAGAAUGAGAAUGGGGAGGAAGAGGAGGAGGAAGCCGAGUUCGGCGAGGAGGACCUUUUCCACCAGCAGGGGGACCCGAGGACCACCUCGCGAGGCUGCUGCGUGAUGUGAACCCACACUCCUCAUCCACACACCUUUACCCAGAGCCACUGAAAACUAUUUUUAUAUCAUUGGCUUUAUUUA